This is a messenger RNA of Rubroshorea leprosula, 864 nucleotides long. The record is from the annotation of a GenBank genome assembly. Lineage: Eukaryota; Viridiplantae; Streptophyta; Magnoliopsida; Malvales; Dipterocarpaceae.
AUCCCCUCACCCUGCGCACCCCAGCGCCCUGAGCCCGUGCCUUGCGCCCUGUGCACCAGCACCCCUGCCCAGCGCCCCUGCUCUGCAUCCUCACCCGAGCCCGGCUUGCUGCCUACACCUGCCCUGCACCGCGCCCUACCCCCUAUCACCGAACUAGCCAUCAUCACACCCUCGCACGCCUGCAACCUACCCUGCACCUAGCCGACUCCGCCUCCCUUCUCCUGCACCCGUCGAGCCUACAGCAGCCUACACCCCCCCCUCUGCGCCGCCCUUCUUCUGCAACCAAAUCUCUCUGCGCCGCCCCUCUUCUGCAACCGGAUCCUGCACCCCACGUUGCAGCCAACUGAGCAUGAUGGUAGACCAGCGUCCUUUAGGGUUUCCUUUGAUUUUUGUAUAAAUAGGUGGUUUUAGGAUAGCUAAGCUCUUUGGUUGGGUGGUUCUGGUGUUGACGGCGGAGGAGUCUUUUUGUUUUUCUGGUGUUGCCGGCAGAGAAAAGGAAAAGUUUUCUAUUGAAAGGGGCUCGAUUUUCGUACCGGAGGUUGACGGAGGGCUUGUUUGCUGUGUCUGCUUCUGUCUAUUUAGGUAAACCUUUGAACAGAGGAGUCUUUUUGGGGAGGCAGUGAGGGGAAUGAUCUGGGCUUGAUCUCGUGGGUGGGAUCCGCCAGAUCGGACUUCGAUCUGUUACCCAGAAAACUCCGCCGUGUUUGUUUGUUUUGUCUUCCUGUUUCCGUGACAUGCUUUUGUGAUGUUUACGUUUGUAUAUGUUUACUGAAAAUCAAUGAAAGAUAAAAAAAAAUGUUCAGUUUGUUUUGUGUGAAGAUUGUGUUUCCCUUUCUUUUUUGUUAAUGAAUGUUUUAUGUUAUU